AUGGACGGGACGGAGGAGCAGCAAAAGAAGAAGAAGAUCAAGCCGGGCUCGUUUCAAGGGCUCGGUUUGGGCAAUGCAACUUACAAGGCGAUCAUGAGAAUGGGCUACAAGGUGCCAACGCCCAUCCAGCGCAAGACCAUCCCCACCAUUUUGGAGGGUCAGGACCUAGUUGCCAUGGCUCGCACUGGCAGCGGCAAGACGGCAGCCUUCCUGAUCCCCAUUUGCGAGCGUCUGAAGACCCACUCCUUGUCCGUGGGCUUCCGCGCGGUGGUUCUGUCGCCCACCCGGGAACUCGCUAUGCAGACGGCCAAGUUCUGCCGACAGCUUUCGCGGUUCAACGACCUGCGGUGUUGUUUGUUGGUGGGUGGCCAGGGCAUGGAGGCGCAAUUCGAGCACCUGGCCAACAACCCCGACCUGGUGAUUGCCACCCCCGGGCGGCUGAUGCACCACAUCCUCGAGGCGGAGUUGUCCUUGAGCCGGGUGGAGGUCUUGGUUUUCGACGAGGCGGACCGCCUCUUCGAGCUGGGCUUUGCAGAUCAGUUGCAGAAGAUUCUGGAUGCCACUCCCUCAUCCAGGCAGUGCUUGCUCUUUUCGGCGACCUUGCCUGCUCAGCUGGUCUCCUUUUCGCGAGCUGGCAUCAAGGAUCCCGUCUUCGUGCGCUUGGACGUGGAGACAUCCCUGAGUGACUCCCUGGACCUUUGGUACCUCUUCGCGCGCAAGGACGAGAAGAUCCCUGCGGCAAUCUCCAUCCUGAGGCGUUUCCACCAGGACGAGAAGACCACCAUCAUGUUCGUAGCCACCAAGCACCACGUGGAGUUCUUCGGAGAGCUCUUGCAGCAGCAGGGCCUCCCGGCGGCCAUUGUCUAUGGCACCAUGGACCAGACGGCCCGCCAGGAGCAGGUGACCAAGUUCCGGAAGAAGAAGGCGCGGAUCCUGGUCACGACAGAUGUGGCGGCUCGAGGGGUGGAUAUCCCGUUGCUGGAUCACGUGCUGAACUUUGACUUCCCCUCCAGCGCCAAGCUCUUCAUCCACAGGUGCGGGCGGACGGCGCGGGCCGGGCGGAGCGGGUUGGCGGCGUCCUUGGUGGGCCUGGAGGAUCUGCCCUACACCGUGGAGCUGAUGACCUUUCUGGGCCACAAGCUCGUGCCGCCCUCCAAAGCCAACGGGAGUGACGCGAAUGAGGAGGCGCGCGGCAAGACGCCGGUGAUCGGUGCUCUUCCCGCGCUGGAUCAUGAAGUGGAGGCUUUGAGCAGUGUGAUGGCAGAUGAAGGGUCUCUGCUCUCGAGCCUGCACAGGUCAAUGAUGGCUUCGUACAACCUGUACAACAAGACUCGGCCUUCAGCUUCAAAGUCCUCGGUGCGAAGGGCCAAGGAGCUGCUGGAGGAGUGCGGAGGACCUGCCCAGCUGCAGUCCAUGCUGCACCCCGCCUUCCGAGGCAAGCAGACCUCCCAGCCCGGCACCUUGGAGAACUCCGAGUAUGUCCGCACCCUUCGAGGCUUCCGCCCGAAGAUCGAGAAGCUGGGCAACGUUUUGUCCGUGAACGCCAUGCGCACCAUGGAACAGGCGAAGCUGGAUGCGGCGGCCGUUUCAGAGGUUCGACAGAGCGCCGGCGAAGCUUGUGACGCGCAUUCGGCCGAGGCAGAGGAGCUUGAGCUCGCUGCCAAGCCGAAGGGCAAAAGAGUGCCAAAGGCGAAGCCGAGGGAUAAGCCGCGGCUGUCCAAGAAGGCUCGGAAGAUGCUGAAGGAGGGCGUCGAGGCGGAUGACGCAGACUUCGACAUCCGCAUCUCAGGUGGUGAUGCCAAGCCGAAGCGAGGGGAAGGGGAACAGUUCUAUCUCAGCACCGCCGUGGACCUUCAAGCUGAGGCUAGAGAGAAAGGCUUUGAGAUGGAGCAGUACCAAAUGGACCUCCUGCCUGACGACUCAACGGACAUCAAGAAGGCCAAGAGCGUGAUGCGCUGGGACGCCAAGCGCAAGAAGUAUUUGCCGACCAUGGUCACCGCCGACGGCAAGGCCCUGAAGGGACAGCGCCGGAACGAGAGCGGGAAGAAGGUGAAGGGCGACGGCGAGAAGAGCAAGAUCUACGAGAAGUGGUCCAAGGCCACCAAGCGGCGGAUCCAGAAGGUGGGGGAGGUGGAGGACGCCUCAGCGGAUCCGCUGGGGAAGUUGCAGAAGUCCCAGGCCAGGGUCGUGGACUUCGACGCCGAGGGCGAGGUGGAGACGGCCAGGAAGCCUGUGGUGCCAUUCCAUGGCACUGUCUCGGAGGAAUUCUUGACCCACAAGCAGAAACGGGCCCUCAAGAAGCGCGCGAAGCUGGACACGGUGGCCGCGGGCACCGAAGCCAAGGCGGAGUUGAAGACGCCGCAGCAGAUCCAGCAGGAGAAGAAGCUGCGGGAGAAGAACAAGCUGAAGCAGAAGCCCUGGCUGCGGAAGGCCAAGGCCAGGGAGUCCAAGGAGGCCCGCAUGAAGAAGUUGGAGGAACGGCAGAUGCGCUAUGGCGCCAGGACCAAGGCCAAGAUGCUCAUCUUCGACGGGCCCCGGCAGUGGAAGAAGCGCGCCCCCGCGCCGCAGAAGGGCUACGGCAGCCGCCACAGCUUCUAG
Messenger RNA from Effrenium voratum, 2598 nucleotides. The record is from the annotation of a GenBank genome assembly. Lineage: Eukaryota; Dinophyceae; Suessiales; Symbiodiniaceae.